Manihot esculenta (cassava) is the source of this 1380-nucleotide messenger RNA. Its product is annotated as prefoldin subunit 6. Gene Ontology annotation, molecular function: protein-folding chaperone binding. The record is from RefSeq and is a predicted model, not a curated record. The transcript is spliced from 2 exons. Gene Ontology annotation, biological process: protein folding; chaperone-mediated protein complex assembly. The coding region runs from base 376 to 1380 and encodes 334 amino acids. Gene Ontology annotation, cellular component: cytoplasm; prefoldin complex. Lineage: Eukaryota; Viridiplantae; Streptophyta; Magnoliopsida; Malpighiales; Euphorbiaceae.
UGUUACUAGUAAUAACCUAGCAAAUUGCCCUGAAAUUUGCCCAAUUCAUAUUUCUCCCAAGCCAAUCACGCUGCAGCAGCCAUCAUCGACAUCGUAUUUUAACCAGAGGACCCGUCGACCGCCUGAGCAGCAGCACGUCGCACCAGCACCACCGCCGCAUCGCGCGCCUGUGAGCCGCCCCACCACUGGAUCUCGUGCUCGUGAGCCGCCGCACGCCGCAACUCUUCAUCUACCGCUCGUUUACAGCCCACCUCUGUAUCACGCGAUUGUGAGCCGCCGACUGCCCGCCGCACGCCCGCACCUCUGCAUCAACUGCUCGUUUGCCACCCACCUCGCUCCUCUGCAGUUCAGCAGUUCAACUCUUCUGACUCCAAGAUGGACCAAAUCAAGCCUCCUAAGAACCUCAUAUUGUCCCGAGAGAGUGUGGACGCGACUUUGGACGUCCUGCUGGCGGGGCGAUCCGUGGGAGAGGCUACUCAAAAAGUGGCAGAAACUAUCUCCUCCAGGUCGGCUAUUCGACCUCCUCCUCCUCCUCCGGUCUCUUCUCGGGCUUCUAAGCCCAGCUCUCGACGCAGCAGGUCGUCCCGGCCUUCCAGCCACGGGAGGUCGAGCUCGGCUCAUCAGUCUAUACAAGCCCCUCGGCCUCAAGGUACUUCUAACGAGGGGACGGAAGAGGGUCCCAGGAUUAUCUCUGAAGUGGCUGAGGGUGUUGGAUCGGUGAGGUCGGACCUUGUCCUUCCUACUGUGGGCUCUUCUGGGGUCUCCGCUGUUGUUGAAGAGGAGGUUCCCGGGGGGAGGCUCGAGGUCCCCAUUACAGAAGAGGGAGCUCCAGGGAAAAGAGAGGAGGUUAUUCUCGUGGACGAGGAUGUCUCGGAGGCCCCCACCAAUGACGCUCUUGCCCCUGAGGAGGUGGGAUCUGACCCUGCCAAGGACGAAGGUGUCACAGAGAAGGUAGGGGACAAACGUCCUGCCUCCCUUGAAAUGCCUGCCCCAACUCCAGCUCGGAAGAAGUCCAGGGCUUCCAAGGGAUCAGCUCCAGCUCUCCCUCCUAUUGGAGAGAAGAAAGAAGGUUCUAAAGCAUCAACUCCAGCUCUCCCUCCUCCUGAAAAGAAGAAAGAUGUCCCUGUGAUACCACUGCUGUCUGCUCCUGACAACGACAUUCUGAACGCGGAGGAUAUCACCCAUCAGUCUCCAGCGAGCGUGGUUGCUGAGAUUGUCAAGGAGCGGAUGUUUGGUGGUGUCAUGGAGGCUUCGGAUCCAUGCUUGCUUGCUCUCACUGGUCUCUUAGCUAGCUCUACUAGGGAGCAAGCAGCGUUCCGUUCUCGACCUCGUGGGGAGCUCGGAGACACAAUCAGGGAGAUGCUUCUGAUGGUAAGCUAA